This is a messenger RNA of Orussus abietinus, 1925 nucleotides long. RefSeq lists its product as uncharacterized. The transcript is spliced from 2 exons. The coding region runs from base 60 to 1925 and encodes 621 amino acids. NCBI's taxonomy places the organism in Eukaryota, Metazoa, Arthropoda, Insecta, Hymenoptera, Orussidae. The record is from RefSeq and is a predicted model, not a curated record.
UAGAAUCAAAAUAAAGAAAAAUACACGCAUAGUACACGCAAACAGGCUACGGUACUCUCAUGUUAGACAAGAAGCAUAACGCUCGUCACAUAUCUACCUUCCAGAUGAUGCAGGAAGCAACAGUUACGUCGAUACUAGGAUUAACGACAGUCAUCGCCCUCACCCACGCCAUGAUAGGAUACGAUUGCGGAUCAAGGUCAACGAAUAUCACCACGUUAUCACUCCUAGAUGUUGGAGAAUGCAACUUCCCACAACGAGAUGUAAAUGUCACAAGAACCUGCAUCCAGUUGUUACAAAUUAACGAAUUCAACUCAGUGCACGUCAGACAGUGCAAAAUCGAGGUGGACCGAACCGUUCGGAAAUGCGGAAUGUUUUCUCACACCAUGGACGUUCGAAACGGAAAACAUGUCUACGUAGAAGAUGUGUCAUGGGACACAUGUAUUAAUAUGCACUUAUACGGCAGAGCUCAAUUAGGACAUACAACAGUUUCGGGAAUUAAAGCCAACCAAACCACAACCAGACCAAUUACACUGGCAGGAUCUAUCGACGAAAAUGGAAAUUGUAGAGGUACAUCCUAUUCCGACCCAUACGGAAGUUGGGACGACGCUUUCGUACUGAGCUCCAUAAAAAUAACCCUGCGAGAUUAUAACGCAGCGGUGAACCUAGAUACCAACAAAGUAUACCUAAAAUCCGGAGCCACCUGCGGAAUGAUGAGCGGACAAUGUACAGAUUUCGAAGGAGGAAGCACGUUUUGGAGCCCUGUCCCGACAGAUGCCUGUUCAUUUCGGAAGUAUGGAGUAUUGUACGAAGGACUAGCGGACAAGAUCAACAGUCACGAUGCGGAAAACAACCAAGUGAUGUACUCGUUGAUAACCAAGGAUGUCACAUUUGCCCUAACGUCAAGAUCAAAUUUGAAGGUCUGCGGAUACACUCUGGUCAGAACAGAACACCCAAAACUCCUGAUUUUCGAAACAACGAAAGGGGAUACAUUCAUUCCCAAAGUAAAAAUCGAUGUCGCCAAUUUGGAUAUCUUUACCUAUGUUAACUCUAAAUUUAUAUUCGUCGAAAAGCAUAUCCGGACGCAGGUCCAACAACUUUAUUGGGAUGUGUUGACACAAAAAUGCAAUCUGGAACGGGAUGUGCUGAAAAAUUCCUUAUCCAUCGCGACACAAGCACCGGACGAAUUUGCGUACCAACUGAUGAAGGGUCCUGGAUAUAUGGCAGUUGUGGCCGGAGAAGUAGUUCAUAUUAUAAAAUGUAUACCCGUAGAUACCAAGGUACAGCAAACAGGUACUCCUACAUGGACCUACCGAAGCCCAGGAGCCCUGGCCACCAGUGGCAUAUACGACGAGAGCGAACUCGAGGAACUAAGGGACCACAUCAUGUUUCCUGCGGAGCGCCCAGCAGUACUCAAUACCGUAGCCAGAGGAAUCAUGGGCCAGCCCGUUGUCCUACCGAGCGGCUCCAUCUCUAACCUUCUGGAUGAAACCACCCUAAAUAGAAUUGUUGAGAGUGCUUGGGAUAAGACAUGGGACAAAUUUGUAAAAUUCGGAAAUCUGAGCGCCGGCCUAAUUGGUGUCAUUAUUGUUAUACGAGGCAUAAAAUUGCUGAUGGAUACUAUAAUCCAUGGAUAUGCCCUGCAUACGGUAUACGGAUGGUCCCUCUAUCUCAUUGGGGCUAUAUGGGAUUCUGUAACCCACCUCCUUUUAGUACUGGGGAAAAGACCACCCAAACCUGUUCCACCAAGAUCAGAUGCAACUGCUAACCUGAGUCAGGACAUAGCACUAACCGAGCAAUUUAUAUCUGCGUCGCAGGAAUCAGCACCGUUAUACCCCGCGGUAGCACUAGAAAAGGAAAGACCGAGCGUCACCGAUCCCAAUCAAACACAAUCAAAUACACCUUCGUUUUUCUUCCUAAAACCAUAA